AUGACCGAACCCUCGCAAGAGUCCAAACUAGAAACAUUUCGGCAAGAGUUAUUUGACGAGGAUAUUCUCCACGACGGCGACUCGAUUGGAACUGACGACGAAACUCUCAAGUAUGUAUUGCAAAACAUUGACGUUUCACGAAUGUUCAUCAAGUAUUUCAUGUCAAGGCGUUUUCUUCGCGCUCGGAACUAUGAUCUGGUACAAGCAAAGAAGAUGUUUCGUGAUGCGCAGCAUUGGCGCAAGACCGUCGAAGGAGUAGGGAUCGAUGAGUUGUACAAACAGACAGACCCUUUCGACGUGGGAUACAUCCUACCUUUCGCUGAUUUCGACUUCUCUGACUCUAUCAAUGUUUGUAGUAUCCGGAGCGCAAGGAGGUUUUCGAGUGUUGGCCUAUGUGGUGCGUCUAAUCCCAUCGCACUUGCAUAUCGCAAUCUAACGAUACUAGGUUCCAUAAGGUACGCAUAG
Molecule: messenger RNA, 465 nt
Organism: Marasmius oreades (fairy-ring Marasmius)
Lineage: Eukaryota; Fungi; Basidiomycota; Agaricomycetes; Agaricales; Marasmiaceae
Exons: 1
Coding region: 1-465 (154 amino acids)
Source: RefSeq, a predicted model, not a curated record